AUGGCCGCUGUUGCUGUCGCUGCUGCGUCCUCUAGCGUUGCACUGAAACUUUCAGCGCCGCGGAAUGGGGUCUCUUCCUCUCGGACUCCCGCUCUAGCCUCGUUCCCCAGGCUCUCUAGGACAAGUGUUGCGGGGAAACGCAAGCUCACGGUGAAGGCCACUUCGCCUCAAGUGGAGGAGUACAAGGGAAAGGCAACUGAACUCGUCGACGUUGCCAAAUCCAAGGUUCCAGGCUUCUUGAAGCUCGUUGGAACCGUCUACACUGGAUGGUUCGCCUACCGCUACUUGCUAUUCGAGGCUUCCCGUAAAGAGCUGUCCGACAAGGUGGCGGAUCUGAUCUCCCAGAUUAAGUGA
Closterium sp. NIES-65 is the source of this 354-nucleotide messenger RNA. Lineage: Eukaryota; Viridiplantae; Streptophyta; Zygnematophyceae; Desmidiales; Closteriaceae. The record is from the annotation of a GenBank genome assembly.